Molecule: messenger RNA, 360 nt
Organism: Staurois parvus
Lineage: Eukaryota; Metazoa; Chordata; Amphibia; Anura; Ranidae
Source: the annotation of a GenBank genome assembly
AUGCAGACUUCUUCUACAAACAUUUCUGAAAGAAUGGGUCGCUCUCAGGAACUCAGUGAAUUCAAGCGUGGUACCGUGAUAGGUUGCCACCUGUGCAAUAAGUCCAUCCGUGAUAUUUCCUUGCUACUAAAUAUUCCACGGUCAACUGUUAGUGGUAUUAUAACAAAGUGGAAGCAACUGGGAACAACAGCAACUCUGCCACAAAGUGAGCGGGGUCAGCACAUGCUGAAGAGCACAGUGCGCAGAAGUAGCCAACUGUCUGCAGAGUCAAUAGCUAAAGACCUCUAAACUUCAUGUGGCCUUCAGAUUAGCACAACAACAGUGUGUAGAGAGCUUCAUGGAAUGGGAUUACAUGGCUGA